This is a messenger RNA of Galleria mellonella (greater wax moth), 4781 nucleotides long. RefSeq names its product leptin receptor gene-related protein. The transcript has 4 exons. Gene Ontology annotation, cellular component: endosome. Lineage: Eukaryota; Metazoa; Arthropoda; Insecta; Lepidoptera; Pyralidae. The record is from RefSeq and is a predicted model, not a curated record. Gene Ontology annotation, biological process: late endosome to vacuole transport via multivesicular body sorting pathway. Bases 140 to 532 code for a protein of 130 amino acids.
AUCUGUAACUGCACUUUUGUCUUCUGUCAUUGAAUGUUGAUUUUUAUGUGAUGUUCGUUUAGUGAAGUUUCUGAUUUUUCUAAUUAAUAAUAUACUUUAUUCCCGUCUAUUAUAAGCUAAAUAAAUAUUAUUAAGAAAGAUGGCUGGUAUUAAAGGUUUGGUGUCUCUCGCAUUUUUGGGAUCUAUAGGAAUGACAUUUGUCAUACUAGCAUGUGCUCUACCACAAUACAAAAUAUGGUGGCCAUUCUUUGUAGUUUUGUUUUACGUGUUAUCUCCGAUUCCAACAAUGAUUGCUCGUCGUCAGUCCGACAGUACUGGUGGGACAAACUCCCCGUGCAUGGAAACUGCGAUCUUUAUAACUAUGGGCUUCAUUGUCAGCUCUUUUGCACUCCCUAUAGUGCUCACCCGAGCAGAUGUGAUUCAGUUGGGAGCAUGCUGCUUGACUAUUGCUGGUAACAUCAUAGUCUACCUAACGAUCCUCGGUUUCUUUACAGUCUUUGACAUGGAUGAUUCUGACUACACUAUGUGGUGAGAGAUUUAGGAGCUGCCUUUGUUAUUAACUGUAAGAGACGAUUCAAAGCAAACAAAUUUUUUGUAUUAUAGGAUAUGUUGUGGUUUUGUGUAUACUUAAUGUAAGUCUGAAAGCAAUUGGUACUUUAGUGUUAGUGUUAACAGACUGCCGUUGUGGAUACCUGGGCUUAUUUGCUAUUCAAUGCUUUUAUAUCUACAUUUAGUUUAAUACAAGUACCCUGUUUGUAAUAAUAUUACAUCAUUUUGCAUUACAAUAAUUUUAUAAUAUUUUGGUACAAUCAGUAAUUAUCAGAGUUACCCUGUCAUUAUUGGUAAUAAAUAACAUAAAACAAUAAAUAAUAUUAAAUCCUUGGAUGUGAUAUUUUAUAGUUCCACUGGAAUAAACGUAACUAUGAAAAAUAUAAUAAUUUUUAUUAUUAUUGUGUUACUUUACCAUAUUCAAUUGUUAUGUAAACCAAUGAAUCACUUAAUGUCUUAGAAUGUAUUUGAAUUUGUAUUAAAACUUCUACCAUUAAUGUUUGUUUGAAAUGUAGAAAUCGAACAAAACACGAACUUGAUUUUAAAAUCAUAAAAGAAAUGUCAAAUCAUAAUUAAAUUUUCACUUUAGGGUAUCGUGGUAGACUUUAUGACGCAAAAAAUGUUUUUACGUCUAUCCUAUUUUCUAUAGCACCUGUCUUAUCUUAGGUAAAUUAGAAAUUUCAUAACAUUUUCUAAAUUGAAUGGCAGGUUAUAAUUCAAUUAUUAUAACCAUCCACUUGAUUUGUUGGUCAUUAUUACAUCGGCAAAAGUGAAGUUAAAAUUGUGUACGAGUAAUAAUAGUCGAGUUAUCAAUAUUUUAUUAAAAAUUAAAGGUAUCUGUGCAUGGUAUUUAUUUUAGACCUUUAAGUAAAAGAGUUGUGAUUCAUAAGAUUGUUUCUCCAUUAAGGUAACAGUAAAGAUCCAUCACUGUAGCAAAUUUUUCACAAACUUCUUUGUGUAGAGCUUACAUAGAGAUGACUAAACAAUCCUGUUAAUUAUGAAUGAACAAUAAUAAUCCCAUGACAGCUAUUGACUGGAUGUGAAACCAGACAAAAAUAUCUGGGAGUGAGACAAUUUAGAUUUGGUUUAGUAACCUGAUUGAGAAUCGAAACCAAGACCUAAUUCACGUAAAGAAACAUACCUAUUACAGUGUCCUUGCCCUUGAAGCUAUUGUUGAUAAUGUCAUCCCUUAUGAUGUUCUAUAACAAUAACCAAUGACUACACAGUAUCAGUUCUAACCAACAAUAUCCAGACUAUUGUGAAUAAUUAUUUAUAUGAUUUUAACACAAAUUUUGACUGUACUGAAUUCAUUGAAUUUAAACUUUUAUUUUUGAAUCGGUCUGUUAGCUAUACAAUUAAUUGAAUUUCACUUUAUAGAUAUUUUCAAUAAUUUUCUAUGAUUAUUACUCCUUUAUUCAUUACAAUCUAAAUUAAAUUAUGAAAUAAAUUUGUGCACGAAUAUCUCCGACUACCUACAUCUUCAGAGUUCAGUAAAACCAACUAUGUUACAAAAUACAGGUGAAGCACAAUAAAAUAAAUUGAUGACUGUAAAAUAUUGUAAAAUACAGAUAACAACACAAAAAAAAUCAAUAAUAUUCGUUUACAUUAGAUGACAAUAUAGUAUAUUUUCGGUUGAUUGAAAUGUAAUAGGAAAAUGUGUAUAUUACAAAAAAGUACAUUGUAUUUUGAUAUAAAAAAAGUGCAUACGAAAAUAUUAUAAAUUUUGAGAUUUUCAUAUUUUGAUGCAAGCAUUGUUAUAAUAAAUACAUGCCCAACAUUAAAAUUCAGUUUAAUAUUAUGGAUUAAGUAAUAUUAGAGUAAGAAAAUUAUAACUUAUAAACAUAUUUUUUUAUUACCAUAUGAUAUUUUCAUUUACUUUUGUAAAAAAUUUAAAUGUAAUUUACGCCUGUUGUUAUUCCUAAAGCACAUUAAAACCAAAGGAUAAGCAGUAUUAUUCCAAUAUUUUCAAAACAAUUGGGUAAAAAAUAAAUAGAUUUUUUUUUAUAAUAGAAGCUGAUGAUCGUUUUAAUGAUGAUUUCCGUCAUCAAAUCUCACAUUGAGGGGUCUCGAAUUUAUAUUUAUUUAUUGUUUACUUUUUUGUGUGUCAAUAAAAAGAAUCAUUCACUCGUAUUUAAAAAUAUUUUUACUUAUGAUUAAAAAUAAUACCAAGUUUUAUUUCUUUUGGUAUUUCCUGGAAAAACUUGAUAUUAUGGUUUUGUUUCAUGAAUGUAGUACCAAAUAAAAGGACAUAAGAAUAAGCUACGCAGGCCUGCGUCCCUUCGAGCAAAAAGAUUGUAAAUAAUUUUUCAAAUUCAUCGCAUUUGAAAAAUUUUAUAUUAGAAGUAUAUAGUAGCAAAUUUUUUUUAUUGUAAUAUCAUAUAUUUGAAUAUCUACACAGUAUUAUAAAAAAAUGUACAAAACUAUGAAUAUUCAUUUAUUUAAGUCCAGAAAGUUAAUUUGUGAUUGCAUAGAUUAAAUUUUCUGGAUUCAUCAAUAUAAUAGCAGUGCGGACUUCUAAAUAACGUAGUUAUGAAUUUUUUUAGAUAUUUAACGCGUCAACGUGAUCUAAGAUGAGUUGAUGGACUAAACAUCCUGACAAUUUGACAAUUGAAAUAUAUUGGAAUAAUAUUUGUAUUGCCAACUAAUAUUGGUUAACAGAUUAAAAUUUUUGUUUCUUUAUUUUUUUUUAAUGUUAUCCAUAUUUUUAAUAUAUUUAUUGCAGUAAAUAAUCCAGAUCUUUAUUAGAUAUUAACUGACGAUGUUUCUGACAAGAUAUAACUCAUAAUUAUUCAAAAUACAUAGUGGCAUGAAAGCCUUUUCUUCACAGUAAUUUGAAAAAUUAAUCAUUAAAACAUUUUAUUAAUAAGUAGUUGUCUUAAUUUGAUGUCAUUACUUUUUAUGCAGUAUAUAUGUCUAAUUUUUUAUACAGAUAUAUAUGUCUAAAAAGAGAUAAUAAUAUAAUUGGUAAUAGUAAAUUCAAUGUUUUAAUAAUUUUAGACAUAUAUACAAAUGUUAAAACUCUUCAACAAUUGAUAAAUGAAGUAGUAUUAAUUAUUCUGUUUUAAUUAGACUACCACUAUGACUGUUUACUGUAAUUUAAAAAUACAUGUUUUAAAAUGAAAAUGAUAUAAAAAUUAAACUGCAAUUUGAUUUCGUCUUUCGGCAUUUAGGUUUUAAUAGAUGCUGCACGAAGUAUUACCAAACGAAAUUACAUAUUAUGAUCAGAUAUUUUAUGGUAUGAAGCCAAAUUACCUAUUUAAUUUUGUAUCUAAUUAAAAAAAAAAUACUAAUGUAAUCGCUAAAAUAUCCUUAGAUUAUAUCUAUGUUAGUUGUAUUUUGAGGAAUCUUAUUAAUGCGAAAAAAAUGUCAGUUGUGUACGUUUUUAAUAGAGAAUUAUUUUAAUUAUUGUAAAAUAAGGCUUAGUCAAGUUUAUCCAACAUGUUCAGAAAUUGUUAUAUCAUGAUUAGAUAAUUGAUUUUUUUAUUUCUUAGAAUUGCAGCUAGUUAUGCAGAAAGUAGCUAUCUUUUAUGAAUAUUCCAGGUAAUGUAACUGUUUUCUGCAUAACUGACCUCAAGUUAUUUUUAUGCUUAUCUAUAUAUCCAUAUAUAUAUAUAUAUAUAUAUAUAUAUAUAUAUAUAUAUAUAUAUAUAUAUAUAUAUAUAUAUAUAUUAAUAAAUACUACGUUUAACCAAAUUUGAGUGUUAACAAUUUUAAUAUUUUUGUUUAAGAGUCUUCACACUUAAAUGCGGCAACGUCUGCAUUAUCUGUUAAAUUUCAGAAGCAAUUUUUAAUAUUUUUGAAUGAUUAUCGGAAACCAUUACUAUGAACUAUAUAUAUGUCUCGCAGUCAUAUUAAUAUUUAAAGGGUAAAAUUGUAUUUAAAUAUUAAUAAAAAAAAUAAUAUGAAUCUUAUUACACUUUUUCAAUUAUCACUAACACAGAUAAAUAUAUACGUCUGAAUUUUGACAGGUGAUACAGAUGUCGCCACUUUUGCAAUACGAAAGGGUAUAUACUGCAAAACUAGCGACGUAACACAUUUUAAAAUGCACCAAAUUAAAAAAGCUUUUUUUGUGGUAAAGUUCAUAUGUAUUAAAGGUAAAUAUGGAAAGAAUAGGUAUUUAUUAAUGUUAUCAGAUAUUUUUGCGUGUUGCAGUUACAUUCCUGUAAUGUAAAUCGUGUAAAUAGCUAUAACAAUAAAAUCAGGUCACAAUAAAUAUAACAACCUGCUUUAUA